AUGCAUAUCAACGGUGGACAUCGAAAACGUGUCUCAAGUGAUGUGGACUCCAUUACGAGUGACAGUGAGAUUACGGUAAUCGAGCGAUUCGUCACGUCAAGUUCCCCUUCUCAAUCAACUUCCAACUACAGCGAUCAAUGCGAUCGAUUACGAGAGCGUCUUGAGCAAGCACUUGUCGAGCGAGAAAAACUCGAGCUGCAAAACGAACAGCUGUUGAAGCAAUGGGAAGAAGCACUGGAGUAUGUUACGACG
Messenger RNA from Ostertagia ostertagi, 252 nucleotides. Lineage: Eukaryota; Metazoa; Nematoda; Chromadorea; Rhabditida; Trichostrongylidae. The record is from the annotation of a GenBank genome assembly.